AUGGAAGGACAGAUAGAUGCUGAGCCGAGAAACCAAGACCAGAUGGAUCCUGAAAGGGAACCUGCAGAGGAUGAGUGGAAGAGCUGGCAAAGAGGACAGGUUAGGAACACACUGCACCUCGUGUCUGCGGCUGCUCAGUGGAUAUUACUGCUUGCCUGCUUGAUUUACCUUGGUAUAGAGUCUCUGCAACCCUCAACGCCUCGGAACGACGAAGUGCCGUGGACCCACAUCCGGUACACAGGUGAAAGCAUCAAAGGAGUAGCCAUGAAUCUCACUGCUGAACUAGGCUCUAUUCAGAUCAGAAACGGUUCCAUCAUGAUCACCUGUGAUGGCCUCUACCUAGUGUCCUUGAAGGGCUUUAUCUUUUUCCGUGACCUGGAGAACUCACUGAAGCUGACACUGAGGAAGACAGACAGCAAGACCAGCACCGACCUCUGGGAGCAAACUGUCCACGGCAGUGGCAACUCAGUAAAUCUAACCACGGUGCUCUACUUGUUUGGUCAAGAUAACAUCACCCUGUGGACCAGGUCCAAUGCCAACAUCUCGGAUUUGUCAUUUAGCCUUGUGUUACUAAGUCCCUUCAAUUGCUCGCUGUAGAACGUGAUGUAUGGAAUGUAACGUGUAAGGUAUAGCCUUUCCUACCAAUCCAUGUCCCUGUGGGAGGCUUGUUCUCACAGGCUGUACUUGUACAGGCAGACUGCUCUAGCCUCCUUCCUUAGGGCGGUGGAGAGCCCCAGUAGGAGUGCAGGUAAAUCACAGUGCAAACAGGCUUUAUAUAGUGCAUGCCAUGUUCAUCUCUUUGGAGCUCUGUGCAGCUGUUUUGCUACCUGGCAUGGAUCUUUCUAACACUGGAGGAAGGGAUGCAUGGAGCCUUUGAAGAGAACAGAAAUGAAAGCCAAAGAAAGUCACCUAAGCUUAGCUCAUAUUCAGAGAAAUCCUGGGUUUCUCUGUUUACUUGAUAUAUAUAUAUCUGUAUAUAGUACGAAUGUGCUGUAUAUUUGCUAAAAUAAAAUUCUGGUAAAUCAGGAAGAUACCUCAAGUGUCUUGAAGCCAUUUGGAGAAGGAGGAGAACAGAUCUGCUCAACAGCCCUUUACCUCGCAAGGCAGGAAACAUGGAAGAGGCGGCAAGGGACUUCCUUUGCAGUGAUCCAGAUAAAUGCUCUCUGACAGGUAAAGGCCAUGAAAGGAAGGUGGUAUUUUGAAAUGACCUAACAGGACUGCACUGGACAUCAGAAACACAGGUCCUGCAGAAACUAUGAUGUUUUUAGGAGCAACUUUUAAGAGCAGAGGCCCACUGGAUGUUCCAGCUAUCUACAGACUGUUGAAGCCUGAGCCAAGGGAGUAGCUGGUGGGACACUUACAUCUUGACACCAGGUCUUGGAGUGGUUAAGUUGAAGGAGAAUCUCCUCCAAGCACACACACACAGACUGGCUUAACCCCAAAAUGAUAAAAAAUUUGGAAAAACAUUAAGGCUGUGGAUUUGGUGGGUUCUCUCUAAUGGACCAAGUAAAACCUGCAGGUCUGCGCAUCCUUUCCUCUGGGAGGACUCAGGUGGCUCCUCUGAGCCUCACAGCAGGCCUUGUCGUACAGGCAUGCACCAGAGAGAUCCACAGGCACAACCUCCAUACUGCAUCUGGGCACCGAUGUGCUCCCUGCCUGGCUCCUGCUACAGUCAGACUGCUCUCAGCGA
This is a messenger RNA of Calidris pugnax (ruff), 1690 nucleotides long. RefSeq names its product tumor necrosis factor superfamily member 4 (gene TNFSF4). NCBI's taxonomy places the organism in Eukaryota, Metazoa, Chordata, Aves, Charadriiformes, Scolopacidae. The record is from RefSeq and is a predicted model, not a curated record. Gene Ontology annotation, molecular function: cytokine activity. The coding region runs from base 1 to 597 and encodes 198 amino acids. The transcript is spliced from 3 exons.